AUGUCUGCUGCCAGCUGUCUUCUAUCGAAAGAUCGGUUUCUGUGCUCCAUCUGUCUGGAUGUCUUCACUGAUCCAGUCUCCACACCAUGUGGACACAACUUCUGCAAAAGCUGCAUCAGUCAACACUGGGAUAUCAGUGACAGGUGUCAGUGUCCUUUGUGUAAAAAGGUCUUUCAGACCAGACCUGAGCUGCACAUCAACACUUUCAUAUCUGACAUGGUUUCUCAGUUCAGACAUGAAGCUCAGCAGAAAGUCAGCAGCAGCAGCUCAGAGCAACAAGCUGCCAAACCAGGAGAAGUUCUCUGUGACAUCUGCACUGGAACCAAACUGAAGGCUCUGAAGUCCUGCCUGGUGUGUCUGGCCUCCUACUGUCAGACUCACCUGGAGCCUCAUCUGACAAUGAAAGGUUUGAAAAGACAUCAGCUGAUUGAUCCUGAGGAGAACCUGGAAAGCAGGAUGUGUAUGAAGCAUGAUAAACCUCUGGAGCUGUUCUGUAAGACCGAUCAGACAUGUGUCUGCAUGCUCUGCUGUGUUUUUGACCACAAGACUCAUGAGUUUGUUCCUCUGAGAGAAGAAUAUGAAGUAAAGAAGGCAGAGCUGGUCAAGACUGAAGCUGAAAUUCAACAGAUGAUCAUAAAGAGACUACUUAAGAUUCGAAAGAUCAAAAAGUCAGUGAAGAUGAGUAAAGAUGCUGCAGACAGAAAGAAAGCAGAAGGUGUUCAGGUCUUCACUGCUCUGAAGGAGUCUGUUGACAAACGUAUGAAUGAGUUCAUAAAGGAGAUCGAAGACAAACAAGAAUCAACAAAGAAACAGGCUGAAGGUUUCAUCACAGAUCUGGAACAGGAAAUUUCUGAGUUGAUGAAGAGAAGCUCUGAGGUGGAGCAGCUCUCACGCUCUAAAGAUCACCUCCAUCUCCUCCAAAGCUUCUCAUCCCUGAAAGCUGCUCCAACCACCAAGGACUGGACAGAGGUCAGUAUCCAUCCACCAUCAUAUGAGGGGACUGUGGUGAGAGCUGGGGUGAGAGCUGUUAGUCAACUGAAGGAGACACUCAAUAAAGAAAUGAAGAAGUUGUUUGAAGCUGAGUUGAAGAGGGUCCAGCAGUAUGCAGUGGAUGUGACUCUUGAUCCUGAUACAGCACAUCCUAAACUCAUCCUGUCUGAUGAUGGGAAACAAGUACACUGUGGUGAAGAGGAGAAUGAUCUUCCAGACAACCCAGAGAGAUUUUCUGAAUUUCUCAUUGUUUUAGGAAAGCAGAGUUUGUCAUCAGGCAGAUUUUACUUUGAAGUUCAAGUAAAAUACAAGACGAAAUUGAUGUUAGGAGUGGUCACAGAGUCAGUCAACAGGAAGGAAAAAUUCAUGGUUGAACUGAACCGAACGAAAGGUUACUGGAUUGUAGGAGUAUAUAAAAAUAAUUAUAUAGCUCUGGAGGGUCUUCCAGUCUGUCUCUCCCUUCAGUCAGAUCCUGAGAAGGUGGGGGUGUUUGUGGAUUAUGAGGAGGGUCUGGUCUCCUUUCAUGAUGUAGAUGAUGCAGCUCUUAUCUACUCCUUUACUGGCUGCUCCUUCACCGGGAAACUCUACCCAUUCUUCUGUCCCUGGAAUGUUGAUGAUGAUGGUAAAAACUCUGCACCUCUGAUCAUCUGUCCUGUGAUGAUAGGUGAUGGUGAUGGUGAUGAGGAUGAUGAUGAUGACCAUGAUAAUUGA
Messenger RNA from Maylandia zebra (zebra mbuna), 1701 nucleotides. Its product is annotated as E3 ubiquitin-protein ligase TRIM21-like. Gene Ontology annotation, molecular function: zinc ion binding; protein binding. The record is from RefSeq and is a predicted model, not a curated record. Lineage: Eukaryota; Metazoa; Chordata; Actinopteri; Cichliformes; Cichlidae.